GAAAAAAGUUUGGAAAUCUUUGGAACAGUUGAAGCAGAUCACUCACUUUUCAAUUGUUUAAUUGCACAUUAGUCUAAAGGUUGGGGAUUAUCACUCAUAAAGAUCCCACUGUACAGAAAAGAAAAAGUUUGAAUUUUUAUAUAAACAAACAUCCAAAUUAUUGCACAGUUUCAAAUUUUAAGUUGACCCUUUAAAAUUUCAGUGAAAUUGAUCAGAAUUUUGAAAUCUAGAGAAGAAAAUUGAUUCAAAUUGGAAAAAUUUUGAAAUGGAGAAGUCAAAGUAGGUACCAAAUCCGCAGAAAUUACAACAAAUGCAUCACUGUUUCCACCAUUUUUGACCUUCAAAAAUAGUCACAGAGAGCGUCUUUUUUCCCUCCAUCUCUUUCCCUCUCUUUCUGGGUUCUGUUCUGUUUCCGCCGCUGUGUUUCUCAAAAUCUCCUCAAUGAGCCGCUCAGCGCCGCCCCUCGAGCUCACAAUUCUCGCUCAAUCUGCAGGUCGCUCGGGUUGAGUUUGAUUUGGGUCGAUUUUCUUCUGGGGUUUUCGCUUUCUAGCGAUUCCCAGAUCUGUUUUCAUUUGAAUCGAGGAGCGAAUUGAGGAGGAGCAAUGGUUGCGGAGCCUUGGUUAGUGAAAAUGGGGAACCAGGUGAGCUCUAAUCUCAAACACGCCCUUCUCGAACCUUCCAAGAACAACAAGAACCCUAAAAAACCAGAAAUCUCCUCCAAUACCAAGCAAACAAUCGGUAUUCUCUCUUUCGAAGUUGCUAAUGUAAUGUCCAAAACGAUUUAUCUUCACAAAUCUCUCUCUCAUUCCGCAAUUUCGAAGCUCAAGAACGAGAUCUUGAGCUCCGAUGGAGUAAAAAACCUCGUAUCCUCCGACGAGCUUCAUCUUCUGGAGCUCGCGGUUGCCGAGAAACUCGAGGAUCUAAACCGAGUGGCGAACGUGGUUUCAAGGCUUGGGAAGAAAUGCUCUCAGCCUGCGCUUCAGGGGUUUCAGCAUGUUUACUUGGAUAUCGUUAAUGGAGUCAUAAACGUGAAGGAAUUGGGGUUUCUGGUGAAGGAUAUGGAGGGGAUGAUGAGGAAAAUGGAGAGGUAUGUGAAUGCUACUGCCAAUUUGUACACUGAAAUGGAGGUUUUGAAUGAACUGGAACAAGCUGCGAAGAAAUUUCAGAACAAUCAGCACGAGGAGAGUAAAAAAGCAUAUGAACAGAAACUUGUAUGGCAGAAACAGGGCGUGGGGCAUCUGAAGGAGAUUUCUCUUUGGAACCAAACUUAUGAUAAGGUUGUUGAAUUGCUGGCCAGAACUGUUUGUACUGUUUAUGCGAGGAUUCAUUUGGUAUUUGGGGACUCUUUUCUGAAGAAGGAUGUGAACGAGAAUGUUGUAGAGCCGUUGGAAUCGAAACGUGCGUCCAUUGAUAAAUGCCCCAGACCGAGACGGGGGUCGAGUUUCAAGUCUCGAGUUAGCUUGAGAAGAGGUGAGGUUCCAUUGUUUACACCUGAUGACUUCAAUUUUCCUUGUGGAACCAAUCCUGGGAGACUUCUCAUGGACUGCCUUAGUUUAAGUAGUUCAGUUUCAAAGUUGGAUGAUGAGGACGAGGACGAGGACGGUUAUGCUGACCGUGACGAUCGGAGCUGCCAAAUCUCCGGACGUAGCAUUAGGAACAGUGGCUCCAGCCAUUUCAGUUCUUUCAGUCAGGUGCAGUUCUCUGUUCCAUUUGGGGUGGAUCAAAGACAAAACAACAGUGUGAUGUCUAACAGUGGAGGAAAUUUCGGCUUCAAGAGUAGGUUAUCUGGCUAUGCACCAGUUUCAACGGUCGGAGGCUCCGCUCUAGCUUUGCAUUAUGCAAAUAUCAUCAUUGUCAUCGAAAAGUUGCUUCGUUACCCUCAUUUAGUUGGCGACGAAGCCCGGGAUGAUUUGUAUCAGAUGUUACCAACAAGUUUAAGAUCAUCCCUGAAAACACAUUUGAAGUCUUAUGUUAAGGACCUGGCCAUAUAUGAUGCUCCUGUUGCCCAUGAUUGGAAGGAGACUCUCGAUGGGAUCUUGAGUUGGCUCGCUCCGUUGGCGCACAACAUGAUUCGGUGGCAAAGCGAGCGUAACUUCGAGCAACACCAGAUCGUGACUCGGACAAACGUUUUGCUAAUCCAAACUUUAUACUUUGCCGAUCGCAAGAAGACAGAGGAAGCCAUAUGUGAGCUUCUUGUCGGGUUGAACUACAUUUGCCGUUACGAGCAUCAGCAAAAUGCAUUGCUGGAUUGCGCUAGUAGUUUCGAUUUCGAAGAUUGUAUGGAGUGGCAGUUGCAGUGUAAAGCUUCGUAUCUUACUUGAAAAAUAACGGUACAGGCGGUUGAGCAUUUAGAGGAAUGUUAUAGUUCAAUAGAAUUGUGAAUAUUGAGUAGAUUUAGCACACUGAAUGACAUGAUUGAUGGGGGGACUUCAACUAGUCACUGUUUGCUGUUGAGAGGUGGAAAAUUUCUGUUUUCCUGCAUUAAGAAAUCAGGCUGAGCCUUUCAAAUGAAGGGAAUUUGGUGCUCAAAUCUCCUGAUCCCCAACUUGAGCAUCCAUGCUCAUAGAUAUACAGUUAGUUUUCUCUCCCCAAUUUCUCCCCGACCCGCUCCACGAUCCGUUUUUUUUUGGGUGGUUGUAAUUUAAAUAUAAAAACUGUAGCUUGAUGUAUUUAAAUCACAACCAUAUUCAUAUCUAUAUCAUACCAAAUCAAUGGAUGAAAUAUAUUUCUCA
Momordica charantia (bitter melon) is the source of this 2732-nucleotide messenger RNA. Its product is annotated as plant/protein (DUF668). Gene Ontology annotation, biological process: positive regulation of growth. The record is from RefSeq and is a predicted model, not a curated record. Lineage: Eukaryota; Viridiplantae; Streptophyta; Magnoliopsida; Cucurbitales; Cucurbitaceae.